AUGAUGAAUGCGAAUGAAAGUCAAAUGCAAUUAAUAACAAUGCAGGAUUCAACUAACUCUGGUGUGAAUUCAAGAAGUUCAUCUCCUUUUCCUGACAGUGAAGGUCCAUCUAAUUUAAGGAGCCCCCCAAGAGUAACAUAUAAAGCAAAUAGACCCAUAUCAAAACAUUUUUUAUGCUGGAAACAACGAACUUUAUUAGAAAAAAUUUUAUUAUAUAUAAUAUUAUUACUAACAAUACUUUUUUUAUUAUUUAUAAGUGUUGAUAAUUUUUCAUCAAAAGGUAUAUUUAAUGGCAGUAACUCACAUAAUAUUUCACACUAUUUACCUAGUAAUACAAAUACAAAUACUAAAACUAUAAAUAAAAAUCCUAUAUAUUAUGACACAACUGAUAAAGAAAAAGAUAUAAAUAAUCCUAAUAUAGCUAUAUUAUCUUCAAAUAACUCUAUUAAUAUAUGUAUAACACCUGGUUGUGUACAAGCAGCUAAUAGUUUACUUUUUUCAAUAAACGACUCUGCAGAUCCAUGUGAAAAUUUUUUUGAAUAUGCAUGUGGCAGAUGGAAUAAUGAACAUACUAUUCCAGAUGGUAUGUCACAAUAUGGAACAUUUGACUAUGUUAGAGAACAAGUUAGAUCUCAAUUAAAAAAUAUUCUUGAAAACACAGAAAAACCUGAAUCUAAGUCAAUUGGAAUGGUUAAAUCUGUCUACUCAGCUUGUAUGAAUAUUUCAGAUCUUCAAAAAAAGAAAACAAAACCAUUAUUACAAGAAAUUGAAGAAUUAGGUAUAUGGCCAUUAUUAUUUCCAAAUGGAUUAAAUAAUAAUAUUUUAUCAGAUGAUAUAGAUUUAACAAAAUUAUUAGCAACAAUACGUAAUAAAUAUGGUGUUGAGGUAUUUUUUACUGUUUAUGUAUAUGCUGAUGCAAAAGAUACAACAAAAAAUGUUUUAAGUGUUGAUCAAUCUACAUUAUCAUUAGGAAGAGGUUCAAGAGAUUAUUAUCUUAAUAAAACAAUGUUUAGUAAUCAUAUGAAAGCAUAUAGAAAUUAUAUGACAGAAUCAAUGAGAAUAUUAAUAAAUGAUUUUCAUCUUAAUAUAACAGAAAAUGAUUUAAUGAAAGGUGAAAAAGAAUUAAUAGAAUUUGAAACAGAAUUUGCUAAAAUUAUUGUUCCAAGUGAUAAUAGAAGAAAUAAUUCAAGGAUGCAUAAUGAAAGAAAAAUAUCAGAUUUACCAGGUUUAUUUGAUCAAAUUGAAUGGGAACGUUAUUUUUCAUUAAUAAUGCCACCAGAAGUUAAAGAUUUUUCAAAAAAUGAUACAAAAAUUAUUGUUACUGAAAUUGAUUAUUUAAAAAAAUUAUCUACAUUUUUAAAAAAAAGUGACAAACGUAUUAUUGUUAAUUAUGUUAUGUGGAGAAUGGCUCAAAUAUAUACAAAAGUAUUAGAUGAAAGAUUUGAUGAUGUUAAACAAGAAUUAAAUAAAGUUAUGUCUGGUCAAGAAACAAAACCACCAAGAUGGAAAAAUUGUAUAUCAACAGCAAUGGGUUAUCUACCAUUAGCAAUAGGUUCUGUAUAUGUAAAAGAACAUUUUCAACCAAGUGAUAAACAUGAAGCAUUAGAAAUGAUUGAAAAUUUACAAAAAUCAUUUAUUGAUUUAGUUAAAAAAAAUGAAUGGGUUGCAGAAAAGACAAAAAAAAUUGCAAUUGAAAAAGCUAAUGCUAUGAUAAAAACAAUAGGAUAUCCUGAUUUUAUAUUAGAUAAAAAUAAGCUUGAUAAAUAUUAUGAAGGUCUUGAUAUUUUUGAAGGUGAUGGUUUUGUUGAUGUUUAUAUGAAAGCAGUUAAAUGGGCAAAUAGAAGAGAUUUUUUAAAAUUAAAAGAACCAUUUGAUAAGAAUGAAUUUGAUGUAUCACCAGCAGCUGUUAAUGCAUUCUAUUCACCUGAAAGAAAUUCUAUUACAUUUCCUGCUGGUAUUCUUCAACCACCAUUUUUUAGUGGUAAAUUUCCUAAAGCUGUUAAUUAUGGUGGUAUUGGUGCUGUUAUUGGUCAUGAAAUAACACAUGGUUUUGAUGAUCAUGGUAGUCAAUAUGAUAAAGAUGGUAAUCUUUUUAAUUGGUGGGAUACACAAAGUUUUAAUGGUUUUCAAAAACGAAAAAAAUGUAUUAUUGAUCAAUAUAAUAAGUAUAAAGUUCCUGGUACAAAUUUAACAGUUAAUGGUAAAUUAACAAUAGGUGAAAAUAUUGCUGAUAAUGGUGGUGUUAAAGAAACUUAUCUUGCAUAUAAAAAAAGUAUAGCAGGAUUAGAGGAUCAACAACCUAGAUUACCUGGAUUACAACAUAUGUCAAAUGAUAAAAUUUUCUUUUUAAGUUAUGCUCAUUUCUGGUGUGGUCACAAAAAAGAUGCUUCAGCAGUACAACAAAUCUUGACAGAUGAACACAGUCCGGAAAUAUUUCGUGUUAUAGGUGUUCUUUCAAACAUGAAAGAAUUCUCAGAUACAUUCAAUUGUCCCAAAGGAAGUCAGUUGAAUCCAGAAAAAAAAUGUUCUGUUUGGUAA
Messenger RNA from Strongyloides ratti, 2538 nucleotides. Its product is annotated as Phosphate-regulating neutral endopeptidase. The record is from RefSeq and is a predicted model, not a curated record. Gene Ontology annotation, molecular function: metalloendopeptidase activity. Gene Ontology annotation, cellular component: plasma membrane. The transcript has 3 exons. NCBI's taxonomy places the organism in Eukaryota, Metazoa, Nematoda, Chromadorea, Rhabditida, Strongyloididae. The coding region runs from base 1 to 2538 and encodes 845 amino acids. Gene Ontology annotation, biological process: protein processing.